Fonsecaea multimorphosa CBS 102226 is the source of this 2136-nucleotide messenger RNA. RefSeq lists its product as uncharacterized. Bases 1 to 2136 code for a protein of 711 amino acids. The transcript has a single exon. The record is from RefSeq and is a predicted model, not a curated record. Lineage: Eukaryota; Fungi; Ascomycota; Eurotiomycetes; Chaetothyriales; Herpotrichiellaceae.
AUGACACUCAACGACAGUAUCGUCGACGCAUCCAUUGCCGACUUGUCGAAAGCUCUAUCUAGCGGAAAGUUGACUUCAGUCGACUUGGUUGCCAAAUAUCUGCUGCGCAUCAAUACCUACGACUGCAGAAACACCGCCCUCAACUCAAUCCCAUUGAUCAACGAGGAUGUGUUUGAAGAAGCAGCCGCUGCGGACGAUCGUCGUGCCGCUGGCCAAGCAAAUGGCCUCCUCGAAGGGAUUCCCUUCACCGUGAAGGACAGCUACAAAGUUCGUGGGAUGACUGUGGCUAGCGGCUCGGAAGCUUUUGAAAACCUUGUCGCCAACGAAGACGCAUUCACCGUCAGAGCUCUGCGGGAAGCUGGCGCCGUCCUGAUGGGUCGGACGAACAUGUGUCCCAUGGCAUACGGCGGAAUGCUCCGCGGCGUGUAUGGGAGGGCAGAGAGCCCGUAUAACAAAGACUAUCUCCCAGCUGCCUUUGGAUCUGGGUCUUCCAAUGGGAGCGGCGUCUCUGUUGCAGCAUCCUUUUCCGCCUUUGGUAUGGGCGAGGAGACGGUGUCGUCUGGCCGCUCUCCAGCUUCAAACAACGCAUUGGUUGCGUAUACUCCUUCGCGAGGACUUAUAUCCAUACGCGGCAAUUGGCCACUGUAUCCCACCUGUGAUAUUGUAGUUCCCCAUACACGCAGCAUGGAUGACAUGUUCGUCCUGGUGGAUGUGCUUACCAGACAGGACUCCGAGACCAUUGGGGAUUUCUGGAGAGAUCAACCGUUUACACAGCUUCCAGCGUCUCCGUGGUCUGGCGUUCCAAGACCUUUAGCCCCUGCCAAACUCAACGCUGGAUACCUCAACGGGAAGCGAAUCGCAGUUCCGCAGAUAUACCUCAAGCAGCAGGACGGCGGACCAUAUGUAUCCCGUGCAAUCGAGCCGCUGUGGCUCCAGGCACGAGCGGACCUCGAGGCCGCCGGUGCAAUCGUCGAGACCAUCCCAGAUCUCCCAGUCCUGCAGAUAUACGAGGAAAUGCUGCGACAGCCCAACAACGAUGACAAGAUAUCUUCGUCAUCUCUCCCUUACCUCCCAGACAACUGGAACGCAACCGAGCGAGGACUUCUCAUUGCCCAUGCCUGGGAGGACUUUCUGCAGAACAACCACGACCGGCACAUCCAGUCCUUGUCCCAAGUGGAUCCGAAACGGAUCUUCCCUCACUUACCACGCGACAACCCCCAAGUCAAGUUCACCGAACCAGCCAAUGCCGUCCAUUGGGCGAAGUUGGCAGGCUACGUUGUUACCGAUCGGUCGUCGACCGCGAGUAGCAGACGGGGCAAGAGCAGCGCCAUCUACGACGUUCCUCAUCUCGAGAAUGCCGUGCGGGCUCUCGAACAGAUCCGAAUCCGCUUCUUCGAGGAUUGGAUGUCCGCUCACAACUACGAUUUGGUUGCCUUCCCUGCCGCAGGCGACGUUGCCCGCGCCGACGCCGACAUUGACGACAACAGCGCACGACAUGCUUGGACGGACGGAGUCAAGUACAGCCAUGGCAAUAGGGCGUUGCGGCACUUGGGCAUACCGAGUGUAACCGUCCCAAUGGGGAUUUUGGAGGACUCGAAGAUGCCCAUGGGCUUGACGUUCUUGGGUCGGGCUUACAAUGAUCCCGACUUGCUGCAAGCCGGUUAUGCAUAUGAACAGCAAAGCAAGAGGAGAGUUGCGCCACCAUUGACGCCGCUUUUACCAUCAGACGAAAUUCCCCCUCGGGUACAAGUAUUGUCCAAACCAAGACCCAAACUGGCAAUUACGAGGUGUGCUACUAGCCCGGGUCAAGAUGGCAACCUGGUCGUUUCUAUCGAGGGGUCUGUGUCUGCGGCACCAGACUCCGGCGAGACUUCUUCUGGCCCCAUUCUGGAGAUAUACAUCGACGGUCAACGUGUCCCUUCGUCACUGAUCUCGAUCGAAGCACUCACAGCGGCGACGACCGGAGAAAACAACGUCUCAAAUUUCGUCUGUGAAUACCCAACGCUUCCGCCACCAGUGCAGGACGACCGCAGCCGCGUAGUCGGCAAGAUCGCCCGAGACGGUACGAUGGUCAUGGUCAUUGCACGGAGCGGGGAAGACGGUCGGCCAUCGGGAUAUGUGAAAGUGAUACAUUGA